Coniophora puteana RWD-64-598 SS2 is the source of this 1620-nucleotide messenger RNA. Its product is annotated as methylmalonate-semialdehyde dehydrogenase. Gene Ontology annotation, biological process: thymine catabolic process; L-valine catabolic process. The coding region runs from base 1 to 1620 and encodes 539 amino acids. The transcript has 18 exons. Gene Ontology annotation, cellular component: mitochondrion. The record is from RefSeq and is a predicted model, not a curated record. Gene Ontology annotation, molecular function: malonate-semialdehyde dehydrogenase (acetylating, [NAD(P)+]) activity; methylmalonate-semialdehyde dehydrogenase (acylating, NAD+) activity. NCBI's taxonomy places the organism in Eukaryota, Fungi, Basidiomycota, Agaricomycetes, Boletales, Coniophoraceae.
AUGUCUCUCGCCCGGCUCACCCGAUAUUCUGCUAUCAAACGCUCUUACGCCACCGCGGCGGGGCUCAACUCAGCCGCUAAAGCAAAAGCUGAACAGAUCUCUGCGGACUGGAAAGGUUCCAGCGCAACAGGGGGGACCACCAAGAAUUACAUCGGCGGCGAGUUUGUCGAGAGCAAGGCUUCAAACUGGCUCCAGGUUCUGGAUCCUGCCACCCAAACCCCCAUUACCCGUGUUCCGGAGACUACGUCCGCAGAGUUUGAUCAGGCCGUAGACGCCGCUUCACAAGCGUACAAAGACUGGAGCAAAGUCAGCGUGCUGGGGAGGCAACGUUUCGCGAUCGAGCUGCAACAUCAAAUUCGCAAGCAUGCAGACGCAUUAGCUAACAUAAUUGUGCUUGAGCAGGGCAAAACGCUUGCCGAUGCACAUGGCGAUGUCCUACGCGGUUUGCAAGUAGUGGAGACGGCUAUUGGCAUAACGUCCACUUUACUUGGUAGCAAGAUUGAAGUUAGUAAGGAUAUGGACACCGAGGUUCGCAAGCUCCCCCUUGGUGUUUGUGCUAGUGUAGCCCCGUUCAAUUUCCCUGCCAUGAUUCCCCUUUGGACUAUUCCAAUGGCAGCAGUCACAGGCAACACCCUCAUUCUCAAGCCAUCAGAACGAGACCCCGGUGCUGCCAUGAUUAUUGCCGAGCUUUGCGAACGCGCAGGCCUUCCUCCUGGUGUCCUCAACGUUGUGCACGGUACGGUCCCAACGGUCAACGCCAUCUGCGAUGAUCCUGCCAUCAAAGCCAUCAGCUUCGUUGGAGGAGAUCGUGCUGGAAAACACAUUUACGAGAGGGGUACAAAGAAUGGAAAGCGCGUGCAAGCGAACUUAGGCGCUAAGAAUCAUGCUGUGAUUAUGCCCGAUGCGAACAAAAACCUCACCAUCAACUCGGUCUUGGGUGCCGCAUUCGGAGCCGCUGGUCAGCGUUGCAUGGCCACUUCAGUUGUUGUUUUGGUUGGGACUGCCCAGUCAUGGCUUCCGGAACUUGUCGAGCGCGCAAAAACCCUCCAAGUGAACGGCGGAUUUGAAAAGGGCGCUGAUCUGGGCCCAUUGAUCUCACCUGCAGCAAAAAAACGCGUCUCCGGGCUGAUCCAAUCGGCUGCAGAUGAGGGUGGCAAGAUUCAUCUUGAUGGUCGCAACGUCAAUGUGCCAGGCUAUCCCAACGGCAACUUCGUUGGCCCCACCGUCGUCGAAGCUGUUGCCUCGAUGCGUUGCUACAAGGAGGAGAUCUUCGGGCCCGUCCUCACGGUCCUUACUGCUGAUACUCUGGAUGAUGCUAUUGACAUCGUCAACCUCAACAAGUACGGCAACGGGACUGCCAUCUUUACUCAAUCUGGUGCUACCGCUCGCAAAUUCGAGACCUAUGUCAACGUAGGCCAAGUUGGCAUCAAUGUCCCUAUUCCGGUACCCUUGCCCAUGUUUGCCUGGAGUGGAAACAAGGCUAGUGUCUUGGGUGACAUCGGCUUCUACGGUCCAAGUGGAAUCAAUUUCUACACUCAGAACAAGACCACCACGAGUCUCUGGCGCGCGGAUGAUGCCAUUGGCAACCGCGCUUCGGUCGACAUGCCUACACACAACUAA